This is a messenger RNA of Penicillium atrosanguineum, 948 nucleotides long. RefSeq names its product 3' exoribonuclease family protein. Gene Ontology annotation, cellular component: nuclear exosome (RNase complex); nucleolus; cytoplasmic exosome (RNase complex). The coding region runs from base 1 to 948 and encodes 315 amino acids. The record is from RefSeq and is a predicted model, not a curated record. NCBI's taxonomy places the organism in Eukaryota, Fungi, Ascomycota, Eurotiomycetes, Eurotiales, Aspergillaceae. The transcript has 2 exons. Gene Ontology annotation, biological process: nuclear mRNA surveillance; poly(A)-dependent snoRNA 3'-end processing; rRNA catabolic process.
AUGAUGGCUGAUCGGAGACGUGUCAAUGGCCCGUCCGGAGGGACGAGGCCAGCUGUUUUUGCUUCGCUCGCAGAAUCCGGUACCGGUGUCUCAGAGCGCGCUCAGCGCCAGCGACAACCUUCAGAGCUCCGGAAAAUCUUCCUCAAGACGGGUCUUAUCCCAACUGCCUCGGGCUCUUCAUAUCUUGAAUUUGAGCCUUCCGCCUCUCUCGCCGCUGCCCGCAUCAACCCUAAAUCUCUGAUCCCGCCCUCCUCAGCUCUGAAGCUUGCUUGCACAGUUCACGGUCCCAAGCCGUUGCCGCGGUCUGCGGCAUUCUCCCCCAAUCUUGUCCUGACAACACAUGUCAAGUACGCGCCGUUCGCGGCGCGCAAGCGAAGGGGCCAUAUCCGCGAUGCUAGCGAACGGGAUCUUGGUGUCCACCUGGAGACUGCUCUGCGUGGCGCUAUCAUUGCAGAGCGCUGGCCGAAGAGUGGUCUGGAUAUUACUAUCACUAUCCUUGAAGCGGAGGAUGACCGGUGGUGGGCAGAUGCUCCAGACUCUCACGAUGCAUCAUGGGGAAUGAUGAAUGUUCUGGCGGGCUGUAUCACAGCUGCAUCGGCUGCUAUUGCUGAUGCUCAUAUCGAUUGUCUGGACCUUGUUGCUGGCGGUGUUGCUGCCUUGGUUUCUGAUGAAGAGAAGCAGUCGUCUGCGGCUCCUAAGCUCAUGUUGGAUGCUGAUCCGGCAGAGCACCGAUCCAUUGUUUCAGCAUGUGUUGUCGCGUACAUGCCCGCACGGGAUGAGAUUACUGAGCUCUGGCUUAAGGGUGAUAGCUCAAAGGCAUCGCUUGAGAAUGGAGAUAAGAGAUCAGUUCAUGAGGCAUUAUUAGAUGGUGCUGUUGAUGCGGCUAGAGGAGCGCACACUGUUUUGGCCGAGGCCGUACGGGAGUCUCUGCUGAAGACGGUCGGAUAG